AAGUCUCAAACUAAGAAGUCUUUCUGUUUUUAGGGGAAUUGAGAGAAAAAGGAGAAAAAGAAAAUAUCGUUGAUUGUACAAAAACUGUGAAGUAAUCGGGUUUUGCUCAAUUUGGUUAGAUCUUUGAGGUUCACUUUUGUGGGAUUGGGUGGCGACCACCACAACCACCACCACAUCUACCACCUCCUUUCCCAUCCGCCAUUGAUUUCUGUCUCACCUUUAUUUUGGUAUUGUGAUUUCUUUUUCACCUGCUUGCACUCACAGACUCGCCCCUUUUUUGUGUCCUCUCAACAGCUUCAUCUCUCGGGUAUCGAGCCCAUAAAAGAGAAGCAGUAGACACUGUAGACUAGUGAAAAGAAAAAGAAAGAAAGCAACGUAUCAGUAAUGGAUUUCCAUUGCAUUGGCAUCAUCUACGUACGUGGGAGGGUAAGAAUUUUUUUGAAACCUGUUGAUAAAUACACAGCCACCCCUGUUCUUUCUGCCAUUAUAGAUGAGUACGCGCAGCUGCAGAAUUUACAUAUGAGAUAUCUUUUCGUACAAUAGAGGAGUUGAGCCGUCCUGAUUGAGAGAAGUAAAAUAAAUUUUUAGACGGGGAAGUGCUUAUUUAAAUUUUUUUUUGUUUUGGUAAAAACUCUUUUUAAGUCCUUAAAUUUAUCUCAAAACAGCAUUUAAGCUCUUUAACUAAAAAUAAAAUAAAUAAGUUUUUUAACUCCAUUAAUGAUACAAAUAAGCCUUCUUCAUUUAUGGGUGUUCAUGCUUUCAAGAUAAUAUUAAAUAUGAAACACCGUUUGGUCAGUUUAUAAAAAGGAUUUAUUUGUAUUAUUAGUAGAGUUGGAGAGUUUGUAUAUUUUAUUUUUAGUUUAAGGAUUUAAAUGUUAUUUUGGGAUGAAUUUGAGCGCUUAAGAAGAGUUUUUUUCUUUUUUUAUUUUACUUUUUUAUUCAUUGGGUUUCGUUACUUGGAAUGAAACUGGAAACUGGAAACUGGCAAAGAAUGAAGGCAAAAUAAUGACAUUGAAUUCCUUUUCCCGUAGAACCGUGCUAGUUGGUGUUAGAUUAGACUCUAGAGAUUGGCAUUACUCUUUCUUCUUGCUUUUUUGCUUAGACACUAUUACUUUGUCGCUAAAAGGAUGUGAUAGUUAUACUUGUAUACUGCUUAUCGACGUAUAAAGUGCUUUUUUCUAU
Messenger RNA from Rubroshorea leprosula, 1182 nucleotides. Lineage: Eukaryota; Viridiplantae; Streptophyta; Magnoliopsida; Malvales; Dipterocarpaceae. The record is from the annotation of a GenBank genome assembly.